Rotaria sordida is the source of this 4692-nucleotide messenger RNA. Lineage: Eukaryota; Metazoa; Rotifera; Eurotatoria; Philodinida; Philodinidae. The record is from the annotation of a GenBank genome assembly.
AUGCAAUUAAAAUGUUUACAAUUAACAGUUGAUUGGCAACAACAAUGUCUUUUUGUUGUACAUGAUAUAUUAUUUACACGUCUUAUUCAAUCAGAAACUUUAACAACAGAACGAAUUUUAUUACAAAAAACAAUUGGUACACUUGAUAUGCUUCACAAUCGAGCUAGUUUAUUACAAAUUAAUUCAUUUUCUAUUCAUUUUCCAUUUGAUUCAACAUUUAAUGAAGUUAUGGAAAAGUUUAUUAAUAUUCGUAAAUGGUUAAAACGUCUUCAUAAAGCUAAUGGUGAUAUGUCAUCAACAUUUUUAAGUCAAGUUCCAAAACAUACUGUAUCAAAUGAAGUUUGGACAGAUUUAUCAAUAAAAAUAAAUGAAUUUGAAUUAACUAUAAUUGAUGAUUUAUUUGAAGUUAAAUUAUUUCAAAAUUACUGUUUAAUGGCUGAUGAAUAUCAUGAACGUGAAAUACGUGAACAAGAAUUACAACGUCGUAUAGAAGGACAUGAAAAAAUGUCUCAACCAUUAAAUAAUAUAAAUGAAUUAAAAAAAGCUUUAAUGGAUGCUAAUUCUCGUGUUUAUAUAAAACGUUGUCAAAAAACAAAUUAUGAUGAAAAUAAUCAACGAAUAAAACGUAAUUUAGUACGUUGGCAUUUACGACAAGUUGAUUUAAUUGCAUUAGCUGAUCAAUCAUGGACAGGAAAAGAAAAUAUAUUAAAUAUAAUACAUCGAAUUGAUUGUGAUAGUCCACAAAUUCCAAUUGAUACAAGUGAUUUAUGUACAAUAUGGUGUCGUUAUGUUAUAUUAAAAUGUGAUGAUUGGUCAAUACAUUUUCGAGAUUUUCGACAACCAUUAUGGCAAAUGCAACAAUUUCAUCUUUGGGGACAUAUUUGUGCAGCUGAAACUACACCAGAUAGUUUAGAUUCAAUAAGAACACCUUGGGUUGAUAUUGGUGAACCUUAUUCACCAAGUCGAGUUCAAGUUCAAAGACUUUUAUCACCAUUAAAAUUUUAUCAUGAUAUUAAUUCCGAUCUUGAUUCUUUUCUUAUUUCAUUUGGACCAGCUUGGGAAAAUACAAUAGCUCAAGUUAAUUUAUGUUUAAAUAGUAUAACAUCUCGUACAGUUGACCCUUCUCCAUUACUUGCAUGGUGGGAUAAGAUUCGUCUUUUAUUUCAUGGUCGAUGGUCAUUUGCUGCAAAUAAAAUGUCAUGGCUUUAUCAUGUUGGUUCAGAUCCAUAUAAUGACACUGAAGAAAUGGAAUGGGUAUGGGAUCAAACGUAUGUUGAUUGGACAAGUGGAAAAUUUCUUAUCAAAGCAUCAAGUCUUUCUAUUAAAUUAAGAACAAGUUCAAAAUAUGAUGAUUGUUGUUUACUUUAUUUACCAAAUGUUGAUACGAGAAUAUCUUUAAAUUGGUUAUGUGCUGGUAAUCCAAAUGAUCAUAAUGCUGUUCGACUUGCUACACGUGAUGCUGUUAAAUCACGGCAAAAACAAGAGCCAUAUGAUUCUUAUGCAUUAUAUCGUUCACAUCAUGUGAAUUUAGCAGCAAAAUUUGAAUGUAAAGAAGUACCUGAAGGUGGAACACCACCAACAUGUACUAUCUAUGCAAGUACACUACGAUUUUGUGAAGGUGUUAAGAAUACUAUGAUGUCAAUUACUCGACCAACACGUCGUGGACGUAAAUUUUUAUCACCAGGUGAAACUGCUGUACCACUACGUAAACCUCUACUAUCUCGUCAUUAUGAAGCUGUUGAAUUACAAUUAAUAUUACCUCAAUUUCGUGUUAAAUAUUUAACAUCAUUUGCACGUCAAACAGGUGCACAAGUUGAUUGUCGUUUAUUUAAUUUUAUAACAUAUCAAGAAUUACAUUUAAUUGAACAGCAUGAUGGUCUCUCACGUCGUGCAAGAACAUUAUGGAAACCAAAAAUGAUGAAUAUUAAUUUAGAACGUGCACAAAUGUGGUUAUUACGUGAUGCUAAUGAAGAUAAAGAAAUAAAUGAAAUAACAAAUAAAUCUGAUAAUCAACAAGAAUCACAACAACAACGUACAUUUUUUCUUAGUUUAGAUAGUCUUGUUUAUAUACGUUCACCAUCAACAAAUAGUAAAACAAGUACACAUAGUGUAUUAAUUGGUGGAUUAAAAGCUGUUUGGAAUUUAACUAAUCGUCGAACACUUUUUCUUGUCUAUGAACGUUAUCGUCGAAAUAAUAUACUUCGUUCAAAUCUUUCAAAUCCAUUUGCUAAAGAACUUGAACAUUUACAACAAGAAAAAAUUCUUAAUACAUCAUCAAAUCAAUCACCAUUGGAUGAUAAUAUACAUAUAAAUGAUGAAUUAAAUUUAAUGACAACAACAGCAACACCAUUACCAACAACAACAAUAACUGUAACAACAAAUGAUACAAUUUCACAACCAUCAACAUUAGCUUCAUUUCUUGAUCAACUUAUUAAUGAAAGUCAACAUAAACCAAGUGUUGAUCUUGAUCCUGUUGUUGAUGCAUCUGUAUCUUUAGUUGGUCUUCGUCAAUGCUCAAAAGAAGAUGUUGAAGAACAUACAUUACAUAUUGAAUUAGCUGAUGGUCAAAUAGCUUUACGUGGUACUGAAUCACGUGGUUAUGUUAUUUUAUCAGCUGCAAUUGCAUUAGUUGAUCAAUAUCGUCAUAAACCUGUUUGGCGUGAUCAACAAUUAUGUGAUAAAACAUCAUGGCAUGGUAAUCUACAAGGAAUGCAAUAUUUUGCAACAACAGUUUCAUCAACACCAUCAACAAUAGAUGAUACAAAUGAUAUGUCAUCGUCAUCAUCAGAUGAUGAUAUAAUUUGGAUUCCACAACGUGAUAUUCGUGAUGAAAAUUCUUUAUUAGGCGAAUCAUCACGAAAUGUUAUUGGAAGUAUAGCAACAAAUGAUGGUCAUGGUGAUCAACAACUUCAAUGUAUUAUAUCAAAAUCCAAUGCAAAUUUAUCUUAUGUGUUUUAUACUGAACAAACACAACAAGAAGAAGAAACCGAUACAAAUAUUGUUAUUCCGCCAUUUACAAAACCGUCAAUGAACGAAUUAAAUCCAAUUGGUGAAAGUGAUCGUUUGCUUGUUGAUUCAUUGACAUUUAUUCAUAAUGAUAUUGAAUUAUCAACAAAUUCAUCACAAUAUCGUACAAUUAUGGAUAUUGUUAAUAAUUUACUUUUAUAUGUUGAACCUAAAGAAGAAGGUGCUAAUAGUAAAUUAAGGAAACUUCGUUUACAAAUUCAAUUAGCUGAUAAUCUUCCUGUUUUACGUGAAAGUAUUCGUCAUUUACUUGAACGUGUUAGAUCAACAUUAGCUAAAUUACGAAGACUUGAACGAGAAAUUUAUUUUUUUAGUCGAGCAAAUAAUAAUCUUGUGAAUCCUUAUUCAUCUGACGAAGAAGAUGGUCGAGAACGUACACUUUUAUAUACAUCAGACGAAUAUGAAAAAUUACAAACAUUAUAUACUUCAGUUAAAGUUCAAUUAAAUAAAUUAGCAGAAAAAUUAGGCAUGAUGUGUGCAGUUUAUAAAGAUAUGCAAUUAGCACGUCUUAUUAAAUUAAGAAUAGCAGGAACAAGUAGUAAAACUGCUCGAUUGGAACGACGAUAUGAACUUCAUGGUGGUUCAAUUACAUGGUUUAUUAAACAUGAUGAUGGACAGAUUAAAAAUGCAGAAUUUUUAUUAAGAAAUAUUUUGUAUACUAAACGUUAUUAUGAAAAUGGUACAAACGAACAUGCCAUAAGUAUUGGUCAAGCUCAAGUUGAAAAUUUAUUACCUGAUGAUCGAUAUCGAACAAUUUUAACAUCAAAUUGUCAACAACAACAUACAAUGAUACGUGUUUAUUGUAAAGAAGGAGAAUCUGUUGGUGGUAUUGCUGUAAAAGAACAUCUUGAAAUUAAUGUUGCACCACUUGUUAUUCAAAUGACACGUCGUUUUUCUCAAAUGUUAAUGGCAUUUCUUUUUCCUAAUAAAGCUCAACAAAAUAAUGAAAUACAACAAGCAAAUAAUAAUAAUCGAUCGAAUAAAUCAUCACUUAAACAUACAACAUCAAAUUCAUUUAAACGUCGAACAAGAUCAGCUGAAACUGUGUUACGUCGGUUCAGUCGUCGUAUUUCGAAUGAUAUUCGAUGGGGUGACGAAGAAUUAUUAACUGGUCGAUCAUUAUUCUACUUUAGUAAUGUUGAUCUUGAUGCAAUGGAAAAACGUGCAAAAAAUACAUUAUCAUUUCAAUAUAUUAAAAUUCCUGAAGUAUCAUUAAUUAUUUCAUAUAAAAUUCGAGGUACAAAAGAAAAAAAGAUUGGUGAUUUAGAAAAUGCACAUAUAUCAUUUCCAACACUUGAAUAUCGUAAUUUAACAUGUAGUUGGCAUGAUCUUGUUUUAGCAAUAAAAUCUGAUGUUAAAACAGUAUUACUUUCUCAAGCUAUUAGACAAAAUAUUAAUUUAAGAUUACCAUUUAUUGGAAAAUCGACUCGAGCACAAAAUCAACAAUUAUUAGCAACAACACCAACAGGAGCAGGAGGAGGAGGAGGAGUAGAGGCAACAACAAAUAAUUCAGUUUUAUUCAAUUCGGAUACAAUAAAUAAUAAUGAAAUAUCGAAUACAAAUGAACAACAAGAAGAAGAAGAACAAAAACAUAAAAUGAAACUUGUCCUUGGUACGAAAAUAUCAAAGGAUCUUAUAGCACAAUUUAAACGUCGAAAAGAUCCAUGA